Molecule: messenger RNA, 524 nt
Organism: Mugil cephalus (flathead mullet)
Lineage: Eukaryota; Metazoa; Chordata; Actinopteri; Mugiliformes; Mugilidae
Product: 2-Hydroxyacid oxidase 1-like
Exons: 2
Coding region: 96-449 (117 amino acids)
Molecular function (GO): oxidoreductase activity
Source: RefSeq, a predicted model, not a curated record
AAGUGCGUUAAUGAUUACAGCGGCCCUGCGUUUCAGAGUUCUCCCCUAGAAGCCUCAGUGUGUCCGAGUCUGAGUCUGAGUCUGAGUGAACAGCCAUGUCGGGACAGCGGGUGUGCGUGUCGGACUUCGAGGAGGAAGCGAGGAGAGUUCUUCCCAAAGCUGUGUAUGACUACUACCGCUCAGGGGCCGACGAGCAGAACACGCUGGCUGACAAUGUAGCUGCCUUUAAAAGGUGGUACCUCAUCCCUCGAGUGCUGAGGGACGUGUCCACAGUGGAUCUGUCCGUGUCUGUGCUCGGCCAGAAGCUCAGCAUGCCCAUCUGUGUUGCAGCUACAGCAAUGCAAAGGAUGUCUCAUCCCGAGGGGGAGACGGCUACAGCGAGAGGUAAACACCAGUGGGAACUUCACAUUAAAAAAAAAAAAAAGUUGAGCGGCAACUUCGAUUAUUAGACAAUGUCGGCCUCUAGUGGCCGUUUGGGAAACUCCUUUUUUUCGCAUUGGCACAUUUUUCAGCUCUGGAGGUUG